UCCCAAGUUCUCGCUCUCCAGCCUCUUUGGUCUUUACCAUACUGCGCUUGUUCAUGUUUUUUUUUCUUUUUUCCCCUUCAGAUCUUAGAGAACGAGCCCCUAGUCACUUCUCAUCAAGAUGACAAAACCUAAGAUUCGGAUAGCUAUCAUCGGUGGCGGGCUGGCCGGAGCCAGUCUCGCCAACGCUCUCGUCCGACACGCACACCUGGAGUUCCACCUAUACGAGUCGGCGUCCGAAUUCUCGGAGCGGGGUGCCGGAGUCAGUCUUUCCAAAACUGCCCAGGGGGCACUUGAGCAUAUAAACCCAGCGGCUCCCGAGAUACUGAGGAAGGCCGGCGCCGUGGCGCAGAAGUCGUCUCGGAAUAUGAUUGGCUCCGGACCCCACGCCGGCGCUGUCGUGUUUGACUUGAUCGCGGACCCCAAACGUCUCGGGCUGACAGUCCAUCGAGCGUCGCUUUUGCGCGAGCUCCUUGCCCCGAUCCCUCAAGAGCGCUUGCACACCAACAAGAAGCUAGACAGGAUCACGCCCAAGUCAAGCGGCUGCGUCGAAGUCGUCUUCCAAGAUGGCGAGUCCGCUCUUUUCGACGCGGUGAUUGGCGCAGACGGCAUUUUCGGCUCGAUGCGGAAAUACGUCCUGGAGGACUUUCCGGACGCGUGCGACCCGUCGCCCGCGGGGUUCUGGGAUUGCAGGAAUGUGGUGCCGUUUGAAAAGGUAAAGGCUGCCCUCGGGGAGCAGUUCUUCGAAACGGACCGGCAGUAUGGAUGGUCUGGUGAUGGGGCGUUUGUGAUCCAUGACGCCCUCGAAGACAGGACUAUGGUCCAAUGUGCGGUGUCGGCAAUCGACAGAGAUCCCUGCGAUGACCGAAAGCAGCCGUUGACGAGGGAGUUCUUGGAGGAAACGCUCAAAAACUGGAUGGAUGGACCGAUCGGUAAGGCGAUUAUCGACCUUAUUCUCGACCAGCCGGAUGCACACAGAUAUUCUCAAUGGGAAUUCAGAUCAACACCAACUUACGCAAAAAGUCGCGUCUGCAUCGCAGGUGAUGCGGCCCAUGCCAUGACGCCGUGGCAGGGCGCCGGCGCCGGCCAAGCUUUUGAGGACGCGAUGAUUCUCGGCACACUCCUUGGCAAUGCCACCACCGCGGUGCAGAUCGAUGCUGCGUUCCGAGCGUACGAUGCUGUCCGAAGACCCAGAGCCCAGCGCAUCGUCGACUCAAGCAGAGAGACGGGAUUGAUCAUGACCGGCCAAGACGCAGAGGCAGGACUAGAUCCGGAGAAACUGAGGCCUGUGCUGAAGUCAAGGUGGGACUUUAUUUAUGGCAUCGAUUUCGUGGCGUAUAAAGAAGAGGCUCUCGUAAAAAUGCGAGAAUUUGAAACGUGUUGAGAUAGACGCAGGCUAUUGGUGUUCCAACAAAAAUUAUCAAUAUACAUAGAUGUUCCCUAAACACCAAAGCUCUUGAGACGAAAGUUGAAUAAUGAUCUUCACUUGUAUGUGCCACCCUGAUAUUGCUGUAGGGCUGUCUUGGCGCUCGUACUUCGUAUUUUAGUCUACCUAUUUUGGGCAUAGGUACCACUUGUACGUACAAGUCAGGGGUUAUGUCCAUUGCCUCAUCAUUCCGCCU
This is a messenger RNA of Annulohypoxylon truncatum, 1619 nucleotides long. RefSeq names its product salicylate hydroxylase. Lineage: Eukaryota; Fungi; Ascomycota; Sordariomycetes; Xylariales; Hypoxylaceae. Gene Ontology annotation, molecular function: FAD binding. The transcript has 3 exons. Gene Ontology annotation, biological process: secondary metabolite biosynthetic process. The coding region runs from base 119 to 1381 and encodes 420 amino acids. The record is from RefSeq and is a predicted model, not a curated record.